Molecule: messenger RNA, 2183 nt
Organism: Aegilops tauschii subsp. strangulata
Lineage: Eukaryota; Viridiplantae; Streptophyta; Magnoliopsida; Poales; Poaceae
Molecular function (GO): protein binding
Source: RefSeq, a predicted model, not a curated record
CCUUCCUCCACCGCCACCCCCACCGCCACCCCGACCGCCGGCGAAGGAAAAGAGAGAGGGAGGAGGAUGGGGAUGCGGGAGUGGCCGCUGCCUCGCCUGUAUGAGGUCCUCCACGGCGAAGAGCGCGACCGGUGGCCGCCGGAGGCCAGGUUCCUCGAAGCCGCCCACAACGGCGACGUCCGCGAGAUCAAGAAGAUUGCAAAGGAGCUGGACGUGCAGGGGCAUGGGAUCCGGACGAUGGUGACCAACACCACCUACAUGGGCAUGAACGCGCUACACGCCGCGGGCGGCGGCGGCAAGCUGCCGAUCUACCGGCAUCUUGUCGAGGAGGUCAAGAUGGAUGUCGACAUGCCUGACACCGCUCAGGAGUUUACGCCCGUGUCGCAUGCCAUCAUGUAUGGCCACCUUCCUGCUGUCAGGUACCUUCUGGAUCAUGGCGCUGAUCUGCAUCAGCGACGUGGAAAAAUCACCCUUCUUCAUAUGGCUGUAGUUCAUGGGUACUAUGAAAUAGUGAAGUUUCUUCUUGCGAGGGGAGCUAAUGUCCAUGCUAUGUCAGAACUUGGGACACCACUCAUGGAUGCUACUCUUAGAAGAUUUCCUAGUAUUGUCAAGAUCCUUUUGGAGCACAAGUCAGAUCCCAACAUUGUUACUCGUAUACUUGGACCUUUAAACAUGGCAUUAGACAAAUCUUUCGUGUCCUGUGUGAAGCUAUUGAUUCAGGGUGGAGCUAAUGUGAGCGGUGUUUUUCCUUAUUAUGAUCCUUUGCUGACGGCUGCAGAAAAGGGCUUAACUGAAGCUAUUAAGUGCUUGUUGGAAGCUGGUGCAAACCCAAAUGUUUUUGACAGGUUUGGUAGGUUGCCAAUAGAGUUGGCUGUUGAGUAUGGUACACGGGAAGACGUUGAGCUUCUCUUUCCUUUCACCUCUCCUGUUUCAACUGCGGCAAAUUGGAGCGUUGAUGGAAUCAUUAGUCACGUGGAGAUGGAAAUCAAGCAACUUGAGGAUGACAAUUUUGUGAAAAAGAGGAUGUCCGAGCUGAAACUCCAAGCAGAUGAAGCAUUUAAGAAGCAAAGUUAUCUAAAUGCAUCAGUGCUCUACACACAGGCACUGAAGAUGGAUAACUUCGAUCCUAAGUUGUUAUCAAACAGGAGCCUCUGCUGGCUUCGCAUGGGUGAUGGACAAAGGGCUUAUGAUGAUGCAACUGAACGCAAGAUAAUUUGCCCGAAGUGGGCAAAGGCGCACUAUCGGCAAGGAGCAGCUCUAAUGUUCAUGAAGGUAUAUGGUGGAGCUUAUGAAGCACUCUCGCGUGCUUUAGAGUUGGACCCAGAAAACAAAGACAUUGAGAAAUUAUUCAGGAAGGCGAUGGAACUGAAGUGAUCAUGCCCUGCAUGCCCGCUGCAGAGAGAAGCUCACGCUAAAUCUCAAGCUCUUUUUUUUCUUUUGCAUUCUCAGACAAAAGCACUGAACUUCGAAUUAUGGCGCCCUCUGUUUUGAUGUAAUCCAUGGACAAUAGCAGCAGCAGCAGCUUACAGGAAAACAUGUUUCUGACUAGUGGCUACUUAUUUUGAGUUUUAUGAAACUCACAUCCUGUUCUGUAUGGAAGCGUGGCAGCAGUGGUGGUGAAUUGAAUUGGUUAUUGCUGGAGCGAAAUGUUGGCAGAAGAUCAUGCUACUUUGCAUUGCCAAUUCCUGCACGUUUUUGUCGAAGAGUGGUUCUUUGCACUGAUAAUUGAGAUAAGCUGCUAGCAUGAAUUCGCAAAUUGUUGAUAUUUUACUUAGGGAAAAUCAUUGGCACUGUUUAUGUUCCUUUUUUUCUUUUGCGUGGACACUGUUAAUAUUCCUUGUUGCUGUUAGCCAUAUACUAUUCUUAACUGGUCAUCACGUGUAAUAUGCUCAUCAUAGUUAGUCUGAUGUGAUAUGUGGUUGCAUCAAAAAGUAUUAGUUGUGGAGCACCUGUCAAAUCAUAUAUAGCUGUAUCACCUCAACUAGAAUGUGCCUGUGUGCCUCCUCUCAAGUCCAAGUGUUACAUCCAGCAUUAUAUAUGAUUAGUUUUAGCCUUUGAAUACUUGAUUUUGCAUCAUCUAUACUUUAAUUUUCUUGCGAAAUUAUGAUGCCUCACGAAAUUUCUGUUGUUUUGCUUCAUUUUUGGUAACAUCAUUGCACACAUACAUGACUCUUACGCUGAUC